Gryllus bimaculatus (two-spotted cricket) is the source of this 7619-nucleotide messenger RNA. Lineage: Eukaryota; Metazoa; Arthropoda; Insecta; Orthoptera; Gryllidae. The record is from the annotation of a GenBank genome assembly.
AAUAUAUGCGUUUUAAAACGUGGCUGUUCUAGAGCUUAAUUCAAAUUCCCGGCAACAGCCGCCUUUGGUAAUCUCUACGCUCAAGAAGACCGUGGACACGUAAACUAAGGGGUAAUGCUCAUUGGACGGCCUCACUCAGCAAAUUCCUCCGCCUUAAAAGAGAUAGUUCUCGAAACAUUUGUGCUUGCUAAAUUUACGAAAACGGUCACACUUCGAGUGCUUCUGUUACUUCUUCAUUGAGUGAUGCGGUCGGCUGCCAUGAUUGAUUUCAAGCGUCUAUGAGGAAGCUCUGCUGAGAGAAGAUUUUCCUACAAUGUGUGAAACAUAUUUCCUAUUCGGCUAUUUGAAAGGAAGCUGAUUAAAGUGGUUCAUUGUUAGUGCUGUUCGCAAUACACAAUAGCAAUGAAAUCCAAUCAGACGUGUAGUCCUAGAGGAGGUCCAGGAUUUUGAUCUAAAAGAAGUUCCAUCACAAGUGAAUCAGGAUGGUGGUGGAUCAAACUCCCCGCCAGCUGUUCCCCAAGAUGCAGCCAACUGGAAUGUCGCCCAAAGAGUUGUCAGAAAAUGACGACCUUGCGACAUCCCUUGUAUUGGAUCCGCAUCUGGGUUUUAUUACUCACAAAAUGAACAUCAGGUAUCGCCCACUGAAAGCUAACAAAGAUGAGUUGAAAGCAAUAGUUGAUGAAUUCAUUCGCACUCAAGAUUAUGAGCAGUCAUACCAUCGUCUUAUGUCUGGUGACUGGGUGCCUCGUUUGCCCCAUAUUAAAACGAAGCAGCAACAGCAGCGUCUGGAAGAGCAUAUCUACCGGUAUUUACGUGUGUUUGACAAAGAUUCUGGGUUUACAAUAGAACCUUGUUACCGGUACUCGUUGGAGGGCCAGAAAGGUGCAAAAAUUUGUGCCACAAGAAAAUGGAGUAAAAAUGAAAAAAUUCCAUGUUUGGUUGGCUGCAUAGCAGAGCUCUCUGAAAUUGAGGAAAAGCUAUUACUGCAUGCUGGCAAGAAUGACUUUUCAGUUAUGUUUAGUUGUCGCAAAAACUGUGCACAAUUAUGGUUGGGCCCAGCAGCAUACAUAAAUCAUGAUUGCAGACCAAAUUGCAAGUUCGUAGCUACGGGUCGUGACACUGCAUGUGUUAAGGUCUUGAGAGAUAUAGCUGUUGGUGAAGAAAUAACAUGUUUUUACGGAGAAGAUUUCUUUGGUGAUGGAAAUGGAUAUUGCGAGUGUGAAACCUGUGAAAGGCGGGGAACUGGUGCAUUUGCUAAAGACAAGUCAAAAAAUGAUGAACUAAAUUCUGGUUAUCGAUUACGGGAAACAGACAAUCGAUUAAACAGGACAAAGCAUCGUCAACAAAAGGCUCCGUCAUCAGGUGAACUAGAUGGCAAUGGGGAAAAAGCGAGUCAACCUGAAAAUGAAAACUCUAAGCCUGCUAAUAUUGUAGCACCUCUUAGUAUGAAAGAACUGAAGCAGAAGGGCUUGACAAAAUAUGAUGCCGAGCUGCUUAUUGCACAAGGCUGCAAGUUUUCAGAUAUCGAUGAAGCAGCAACUCCAGCUCCACCACAUACGCGGUUGAGUAGCAGUGGUGUUGGUUUGCGGUCUGGCAACAAUUUGGGGUCUAGUGCAGGGACUGGAGGUACUGGAAGUUCUUACUGGACGGCAGCAGCAGCCCUACAACACACUACUACUACAAAUCUUACAACUGCAACUACAACACCCCCACACCACACAGCCACCCCCAGCACCAUUACAGCCACCCCACCCCCACCCCACAACACCAUCACGCUCCACCAUUACCACCCACCACCACCCCCACCUGCCAAUAAACCACCACCACAGGAACUGUAUCAACUUCAACUGCAUCAACAACUUUAACUGCAACUGCAUUCACUACUACAACUACUUCAGCACCAAUAUCAGCAAUAGAUUCUGUCAGUGGAGCAGUUGGAAGUGCAGUGGGGACAGCUGGAGAUAGCAGAGAAUUAAUUGUUGAGCUAGCUGACCAGAGCAGCAGAGAAAGAGGGGCCAUGCGACAGUUACGGGCGAAUCGAGAAAUUAGGAGCAAUGUGAGGGCUAUACGUCGUCCAGCAUGCAAGAUGGAGGAGCCUCCAGAAUUAACUCCUUCAGUUCCUCUACCCCCUUGUGUUCCAGCACCAUCUCCCAAUGAUGAUAGUGAUGAUAACGUGGCCUUGUCAAGCCUAAUUGGGCGAGCUCCUGUGUUAGAAGCAGUGAUCAGUGACUCCAGCAGUGUAUCUGAGGAUGUUGUGAAUAGUGACAGUGAUGUAGUUAUAAGUAGGGAAAAUGAAACUAAUAAUGACUCUGCUGGCCGGAAAGAUCAUGUGCUUAAAGUGUGUUCAGAAAACAAUCGUAAUUGUGAUGUCAUCCCCACUAAACAGGGAAUUACAUUACGCAACCAUAAAAGACUGAAUGAAACAAGUGGAGAGAAAACUAAUGGUAUUCAUCAAAACCACCAUGUACAACAUGGCCAACUUCAAGAGUUAAAAGAUGAUGAAAUAUCACGUAGAUCUCAGGAGAAGGUAGAAGAAGCUCCUGUUCUCAGGAAUAAUGAAAUCACUGGUAAAGAAAAAGCUGUAAAAGAGAAUGAAGCUGUGUAUGUUCCUUCGGAGGUCUGUGAGAAACCGAAGCCUGAAAAGACUAUAGUAGAUAGAUCUCAACGCAAAAUUUCUUCUAGUAAUAAAUUGACAAAGAGCUGGGAUCAUCAUGUUCGUCGUGUUGCAACAAAUGCUCGAGCCCGUUCCAAUAUUGAUGGUUUAAUACAUUCUAGAAAAGUGUUCAAUAGUGAAGCUGAUGAACCACGUUUGUUACGUCGGGCAAGAGCAGUAACAGCAAGUGUGAAAGUGGCCAGAGUUGAUGAAAACCUACACAGUGCUCCCAAGGAGCCAAUUGUUGCUCCUCCGAAACCUAAUGGAGGAUGUGGGCGUGUGAAGUUAACCCUUCGUAUGAAGCGAAGCCCUCCUGCUGAUGACACAACUGAAUCGUCGGGUGGCAGUGAAGACAGCUUUGAACCGGAAUAUGAAGUUCUACGAGUGGAAGGUGUUGAAAAUACUGUGUUGGACAUAACACAUUCUCGUCGGAAGAAGAGACACAAAUCAAAAGAUCAUGAGCGAGAUAGAGAGCGUCGCCGGCGCAAGUUGCGAGCAUUAAUGGAAGGAAGCUACCCAGUGGCCGAUACACCACAUGACACAUCUACACCUCAUCGCCACAAUCACCACCAUCACCAUCAUCCUUCCCAUCAUCAUUCAUUUCACCAUCAUCCCCCUAUGAAACGAUUACGGCUUAUUCUUGGUAAUGAGACUCGUACCAUUGACAUACCCUCCACUGUCACUACACUGUCAGGCUCAAAGUCUGCAGCAGCAUGAGGUCUUAUGACCUAUUACAUUAGUUAUUUUACAUGUGGCACUUUGUGCAUCAUAAAUUAUUCAGGGAUUACAGAGGAAUCAGAAUUCUACUGUAGCAUUUAAGCUCUUUAAUGUAUAAUAUUUCUGUAAAUACGAAUGUACUCUAUACAAUUAGUUAUAUAUAAAUAUAAGAAUAGUAGAGGAAUUUAAUUUGUUUUGGCUCCACAAAUGGUUUCAAAGAAUAUUGAAAUUGUAGCACAGCUCUAUGGUUCUUGUCAGACAGGUAAAUGAGUGCAAAAAUGUGUAGAGAUAAGGUAUUUUCAAUGCUGGUUGAGAUUUUGUGUAUUUUGAGAAAAAUAUAACCUGUUCUUAGCGUGUGAGGUGAGUUGAAAAUACUAGAAUUUAGUGUUUGUCAAGCUUUUCUUCAUUUCAGCUUUUUGGAGUGGGAUUGCUGAUCGGGCUUAUCUGUAUUUCUAUAUAGAUAUUUGCCAAUAUCUUAGCAUGAAUGUGUUCCACUUGUGCAGAUUUUGUAAAUUUUGAAAACAUUGUAAUUCAGUUCAGUGAAUGUGAAUGUUGAAAGGUCAAAGUGAUGUUUGUGUACUAAUGAAAAUUAAUUUUUAUUUUCUCUUUUGUUAUUUAUUUAUUUUCUCAUAUAUUUUAUGAUUGUGUGAUCAGACCUUUUGCUCUGAUUGUGCAUCCAAUUGGUGUUCAAUUCAAAGCUUCCAAAGUGUAUAUAUUCUGGAAGAUAUAUACAAGUGAAACAAUUUAGAGGCAAACCGGUUUUAGAGAAGGGUGUUGGCCCAUAAGCAAUAUUUAUCAAGUACACCAAUUACAAUGUCAAAUGUGUACUAUAGUUGACUGGGUUUUCUUUAUUCUGGCUAGAUAAAUAUUCUAGUUUAUUAGUGAUGGUCUUAGUGAAGUUCUGACAAGGUGAAUGUGUAUGUUUGACUAAAAAUGAAUCCGGUUGGCUGAGGUCAGGCAUGUCAAUGAAAUAUUUUUCACUUGAGACAUAAUUGUUGAUCAGUUAACUUUUGUUAUAUUGAAUCACAGGAAUAUGAAUAUUUUAUUACAAACAAGAAAUUCAGAAUUAAAAACAUUUUAAGGGAUAUAAAGUGCCCUUAAAUCUUACAUAUGCCAUAUUUGCAUUCAUUAUGGUUAAUGGUAUAUUAUGUGAAAUGCAACACAUAUUUGCUCUCUGCUGUUGUACCUUCAUUUUUGUAGUUUUUGUACAUUAUACAUUUGUAAUAAAGUAUUCAUUUCCAGAAGAGUUGCAUAAUUUCUAAGAGGUAGUGUGUGAAAGUGAUAAGUUAUAGAAAGAGAACCAUCAUAAGUGCUUUUCUAUAUUCCAGAAACUUUGUAUUAAAUCUUCUACCUACAUUAUUUUCAUUCUUAGCCAACCUGAGAUAGUCUAAAGACUUUGUUCAGUCCUGAUUCCUCUGUUCCCUGUUGUAUUUUUUUUUUGGUCGUAGUGUUUCAUAAAUACGAUACAUAUUGCAGCAACAGAAGAAAGUUUUAAUUGUAUUGCAUUUACAUGGAUUGUCAAACAGCAUAAGAAGAAAGAAAUCGAAGAUAGAACUUAGUGGAAUUCAAAAAAGUAGGGCAUACGAACCAUGUUGCUGUUCGUUAAUAAACCUGUGGGUGGGUUUGGGGUUGGAUUUGUUAAAAUUUUUUUGAAUGAUUUUUAACGUAAUUUCCUUUUGGUGCCAGCGAGAUUUUUUUAUUUUUUGGUAUUUAUCAAGCAUUUUUACAAGUGCAUAUGGGCUACCAGCAAUUUUUAAUAUUUGAUAUUUAUUUCUUCUGUAAUCUUUCCUUUCAUCGAAUAGAUUUUUUAUUAUUUCCUCUGAUUAUUUCUUCUUGGUACUAAUUUCUCACUGGUGGCUUCAUUUGUUGUCUCUUUUUAAGCUGUUAUACUCAUUUUUAGAAGCUUUUAACAUGCUCAUUGUUUUCAUUUUCUUUUUCAACUUGUUUGUAUUUUGUCUGAGCUCCAUUUAGAGGCUGUGACUUUCAUCUCUGACUCAGGCGAUGGGGAGCAUUGGCUCCACAUAAAAAAAAAUAACUAGUUUCAUAUCAGCUCGUUUCACUGCCGUUAAAGACAAUGUCAUUAGCUGCAAUAUUUUCCUUCACUCAUGUUGGAUACAUAGUCUUUUUCUUCAUAUUUUGUUUUGUUUUUAAAAUAAAUAAUUGUUUUGUCAUAUAUGAAUUGUUUACCUGAAGUAUCCUUUUCUAUCCUGUUUAAAUUCCUAUCAAGACAAUUGAGUGCCGUGGAUUCCAAAAUUUGAAUGUACCAUGUUUGUAAUUGUUAGAAUCUUUUUAUCUGAUGCUGCAGUAUGCAGACAAGGAGUCUGAGUACAAGUAAUUUUUACAAUAAGUUGCUUGAACAUUAAUCAUCCUCAGGAUUACUCUGAAGACAGAGGAAACUUUACAUGAAUACCAGCUUAAAAGCAAUAAUUUUUUCUUUCCAAAUACCUGUGAAAUGGGAUGGGUGGGUUUGGUAUUACUGUUUUUUGACAGGAAAUACUUGUUAAUUUACUUUUAAAAUCCAAUUGAUACAAAUUGAGGCUGAGCCACAUAGUGGCACCAUACUUGUUAUGUUCCUCAGUAUUGAGGAAUUACGUUUGAUGUAUAUUCUUUUGUAUUAGUGUGUCUUGUUUCACUAUACAGGCACUCCUGGUUGUGCAAUGAAUUUGUAGAAAGUUUGAAAAAUGAUUUAAUAUUCCAGUAUCCCUUUUGUAGGAGACAGAAAGCAUGUGGCAUAAGUGUUCAAUAUAAUCUGAUUUGAAGAUUUGUGUGAAUGAAGAAAGGAGCACAAUUUCUGGUGGCAAGAUUCUCAUAAAUUCAGUGCUUGAACUAGUAUUUUGAAAAUUAUUUAAUCACAUUUAUAUUGUGUUGAUAGCACUUUCAUUUGGAUCUUAUUCAUUACACAAUCUUGCCAUUUGAUGAAGUAUGUUACGUACAAAAGCACAGGUGCAGUUCAUAAGGGAUUUUUUGUACUUGAUGGAAAAAAAUCAGAAACCAAGUGAGAUAAUUCAUAUCUGGGGUAAUGUAUACUAGCAUAUACUUUUAAACUGUCUUGUUACAUAGUGCAUAAGCCUUUGUAAAGCAUUGCAGUUUUCCUUUGGUGGUGCUAAGUAGUUCCACAGGGGACCUUGGUUGUGAUUUAUGAAUUUGCAUUCCAGUUGAACUUGUUAGGGGGCCUGUUUUCUUAUGUUCGAAGUGCACAUGAUUAAAAGGGUACAUAGACAUGAAGUGUUUAACAUUUCCAGUAAUGGAUUGUUGUAACAGGAGGUAAUUAGUACUGCUGCUAAUUGUGCUGUGAAUGAAAGUGCAGAAAUGGAAUUAAAAGAGGCUAGUAGUGACAUUGAGCUAGUUAAAAUGGGACUGUUUCUCUUGUUUCUGCAGUCUAUUAUUCCUUACUGGGAACAAUUUCUUCAAUUUUAGAUGUAACUAGUUUGAAUGAGAAGUGUGUACAUCAAUGCCUUGCAUAUCUCUCAUUUGAAGGUUACACAGCUUGCUUCACUUAUUUCUCCUGUCACUGACCUUUGCAAAUCUUUUGCUCAUGUAGUUUUAAGAAAUCACCGAUGCAUUUUUUUAAUUAAGCAUGUCUACAAAAAUUUUACUCCUGUGAUGGAAUGUAGAUUCUGAAUCCUGUGUAUUGCUUUCUUUGGAUCAUCUAUGCAACAAACUACCAUAGUUUCAUACAAUGACCACAAUGGUCCUGUUUUGAAUGCUGAGCAUUCUUAAGUUCUGUUUUCUGGCAGAAAAAGAAUACUUUCAUCGUGUUUUAGAGUUGUGAAACAGCCAAGCUAUCUGUCUCUUCUCAUAGUUUAGCAGGAGCUGGAUACUGGUGUAAAACUCCUGUGGAUGUUUUACAGAGAACUGUUGUGCCAGUAUGUAGUUCCGCUAACAGAAUGUUUUGUCUCCAUUUUCAUACUUUGCUUUUAAGAACAAUUCAUUACUAUCUGCAAUAUUAAUUAUUAAUAAAGCAUUAUGUUCUUCAUUUCUGUAGUCUAUAUCAUUAACUUAAUGUAGCCUUCUUCCUUAGUACUCUUGUUAAUAACUGUCUUUCCUGCCUGAUGAUGAGACAAUGUAUUGCGAUACAAAGUAGAUAAUUGUCAUAGACAAUUGCGUUGAGACAAGAAUUUCCCUUUGCAAGUAACAUAGGAAAACUUAAGGAGGGGGUAUGUUUCACUAAUUCAAAGUAAAAUGUAUUUCCACAAUGAAAAAUGUAGUUGAACAUUAACAAAAUAAUUUUAUGGACAUAAUAGUACAU